GGCAGGGCAGGGCAGCCGCUCCGCCCCGGCCCCCCCCGCCUCCAGCCGCUUUCCGGCUCAGCGGGCAGCGCCCGGUGACGGAGCCUCUUGCGUCGCCGCGGUGCCUUGGCCCGGCCUCCCUCCCCCUCCCCCGGGCAGGGUUGUGUAACCGGGCUCCUCAGGCCCGGGGCAGAAGCAGGAGCAGCAGCAGCUCGGCUGGACCCGGGGGGUGACCCUCCAGCAGAUCUUCCUGCAGGGAGGAAUGUGUGUCUUGUGAGCAGCAGCUGUGGGACAUCUUCUUUUUGGGAUCCAUAUGCUGUAAAGCACCCAGAGCACCAGCCAGGAACCCCUGAGGUCUGAGGAGAAGAGCCAGGAUGUCACAUCACACCAUUCACCUGUUCCGGAAGGGACUUCGGCUCCAUGACAACCCAACCCUGCUGGCUGCCCUGGAGUCCUCAGAGGUCAUCUACCCUGUCUACAUCCUGGAUGGGAAGUUCAUGACCUCAGUCAUGCACAUGGGGACCCUGAGGUGGCAUUUUCUGCUGCAGUCCCUGGAAGAUCUCCAGAAGAACUUGUGUCAGCUGGGUUCCUGCUUGCUGGUUCUUCAAGGAGAGUAUGAACCUGUUCUUAGAGAUCACGUCCAGAAGUGGAAGAUCACCCAAGUGACUCUGGAUGCAGAGAUGGAACCAUUUUACAAGGAGAUGGAGGCCAACAUACGACGUCUGGGAGAUGAGCUGGGCUUUGAGGUGCUUUCUCUGGUGGGCCACACUCUGUACAAUACCCAACGGAUUUUGGAGCUGAACGGUGGGAAUCCUCCCCUGACCUACAAGAGGUUCCUUCACAUUCUGUCCCUGCUGGGUGACCCGGAGGUGCCAGUCAGAAGUGUCACAGCUGAAGACUUCCAGAGAUGUAGGCCCCCUGACCCGGGCCUGGCUGGGUGUUACAGGGUGCCUCUCCCUGUGGAUUUGAAGAUCCCCCUGGAGAACCUUUCCCCCUGGAGAGGAGGGGAGACCGAGGGGCUGCGGCGCCUGGAGCGACACUUGACUGACCAGGGCUGGGUGGCAAGUUUUACCAAACCCAGGACAAUCCCCAAUUCUCUGCUUCCAAGCACCACGGGCCUGAGCCCCUACUUCAGCUUGGGCUGCUUGUCAGUUCGUACCUUCUUCUAUAGAUUGGCCAACAUUUAUGCUCAGGCCAAGGAUCACUCUCUGCCCCCAGUGUCACUCCAAGGGCAGCUUCUGUGGAGGGAAUUCUUCUAUACGGUGGCAUCAGCCACACCCAACUUCACCAGGAUGGCUGGGAACCCCAUCUGCCUCCAGAUCAGCUGGUACGAGGACGCAGAGCAGCUCCACAAGUGGAAAACGGCACAGACAGGCUUCCCAUGGAUUGAUGCCAUCAUGACCCAGCUGCGCCAGGAGGGCUGGAUCCACCACCUGGCCCGACACGCUGCCGCCUGCUUCCUGACCCGGGGGGACCUGUGGAUCAGCUGGGAAGAGGGCAUGAAGGUUCAGUCUUGGGUGUUUGAGGAGCUGCUCUUGGAUGCUGACUACAGCAUCAAUGCUGGGAACUGGAUGUGGCUCUCAGCCAGUGCCUUCUUCCACCAGUACACACGGAUCUUCUGCCCAGUUCGCUUUGGGAAGCGCACGGACCCCCAGGGCCACUACAUCAGGAAAUACCUGCCUGUACUAAAGAACUUUUCCUCCAAGUACAUCUAUGAGCCCUGGACAGCAUCUGAGGAGGAGCAGAAGGAAGCAGGAUGUAUCAUAGGCCAGGAUUACCCCUUCCCGAUGGUGAACCACACCGCAGCCAGUGCUCACAACCUGCAGAGGAUGCAGCAGGUCCGGGAGGAGCAGCACAGAACAGCCCAGCUCACCAGAGAUGAUACAGAUGACCCCAUGGAAAUGAAGGUAAAACGUGACCACUCUGAAGAAAACGUGUCAAGAGGAAAAGUGACCAGGAUGAGAGAACAAACAGAGGUCCCAUCAGAGACUGCCCUUGGGGAGCCAAAAAAUGGCCAAGGGGGAGACCCAGAGGAGAGUUGAGCUGUGCAAGAUCUACUGGGUCCCUUGCCCUGCAGAUCAGGGAAUCAUGGAAUGGUUUGGGUUGGAGGGACCUUCAAGAUCAUCCAGAUCCAACCCCCUGCAUGGGCAGGGACACCUCCCACCAGCCCAGGUUGCUCCAAGCCCCAUCCAACCUGCCCUUCAACACUGCCAGGGAUGGGGCAGCCACAGCUUCCCUGGGCAACCUGGGCCAGGCUCUCCCCACCCUCACACCAAAGAAUUUCCUCCUCAUGUCCAGUCUGGGCAGAGAAGAAUCAGUUGAACAUUUGCACAUGAGUAUGAUCCCCCAUGAGUAGCAGAAUCUGGUAGAGACAGAGGGUUCGAGAUGUUCAGAGAUGGGUUUUAGGUUCAGAGUUUCUGCUGCCAGUGCCCAGUUUGGGGAGACAGAGCAGAACCCACCCCUUGUCCUGUAAGAUCCCCUCUCAGCCUUGUCCUCUCCAGACUAAUCAGCCCCAGGUCUCUCAGCAUUUCCUCAGCAGACACGUGUUCCAGUCCCUCCACCAUCCCUGUGGCCCAACCAUUGCAGCCCCAUUCUAUGGCCUGGUUUCCUUAAUUAGCACUGAUGAGUAAACAUGAUGGAGUCACAAAACGGAGCAGCUGGAGCAGAUCUUGCCCCUCAACCUGUGUCAUCAUCUCACUUGUCUCCAUCUUCUCAGGAAGCUCUUUUGGGAUGCAAACCAGGCUUUGUUGGGGGGUUCCCAGGGAUGUUUGACACCACUUCCCACAGACCUGGGUCCUGGAGGCUGGUCCCUCACAAGAACAUUGCAAGGAGUGUCCCUCAGUCAGGGCUGGGCCACAACUCCCUGCAGCUCAGCUCUUCUCCCUGGCUCAUUCCUCUUGGAUGGGUGGGUAGAUACAACCUCUAUCAUGUAGCUCCUGUUAAAAAAGUCACCCUUCCAUGGGAGUGUCUCAUCAUGAAGGUUCACAAGGUUGGAUCAGUCAAUGAUCUCUGUUAGGGGUGGGGUUGGGCUGGAGCUGAGUGGGGUUUGUUUUUUUUAAAGAAAUAAAAAGAAUUUCUGAUGGGAGAA
Molecule: messenger RNA, 3067 nt
Organism: Apus apus (common swift)
Lineage: Eukaryota; Metazoa; Chordata; Aves; Apodiformes; Apodidae
Product: cryptochrome-1-like
Exons: 12
Coding region: 354-2021 (555 amino acids)
Biological process (GO): entrainment of circadian clock by photoperiod; circadian regulation of gene expression
Cellular component (GO): nucleus; cytoplasm
Molecular function (GO): FAD binding; DNA binding
Source: RefSeq, a predicted model, not a curated record